AAUAAGAGAUCCCGUCGACUGUCCCCGUAGACACUUCCGAUCUUUCCAUCUGCAUCACUUGAGCUCUUCCAUGUCGAUCUGCGCUAGCUCCUCGCAGUCGUCGUCGGGAUCCAGGGCGUGGGUUGCCCAUGCGGCGGUUCUCGGGGCAGCGAUCGCAGCGGCAGUUGGUGCCCACUUCUACCUCCGCCGCCGGUCCAGCAUGUUUCGGAGCCGGGUGAUCGGAAUCAUCCCUGCACGAUUCGACUCCUCCCGAUUCCAGGGGAAACCCCUUGCUCAAAUCCUUGGCAAGCCCAUGAUCCAGAGAACUUGGGAGAGAGCAAAACUGGCUUCAACUCUUGAAAAUGUUGUUGUGGCUACAGAUGAUGUGAAGAUUGCAGAAUGUUGUAGAGGAUUUGGAGCUGAUGUUGUAAUGACAUCGGUAGAGUGCAGGAAUGGGACGGAACGCUGCAGUGAAGCAGUCCAGAAACUUGGGAAGGACUAUGACAUAGUUGUCAAUAUUCAGGGUGACGAGCCUCUUAUUGAACCUGAGAUAAUAGAUGGCAUUGUUAAAGCAUUGCAGAGUGCUCCUGAUGCUGUUUUCAGCACUGCUGUAACGUCCUUAAAACCUGAAGAUAGUCUUGAUCCUAACAGGGUAAAAUGUGUGCUUGAUAAUCAUGGAUACGCAAUCUAUUUUUCCAGGGGUUUAAUCCCAUUUAACAAGUCUGGAAAAGUUAAUUCACAAUUUCCAUAUCUACUACACUUGGGCAUUCAGAGUUUUGAUUCAAAAUUCUUGAAGAUCUAUCCACAGAUACCACCUACUCGUCUACAACUGGAAGAGGACCUUGAGCAACUUAAAGUGCUUGAAAAUGGGUACAAGAUGAAGGAAAAAGAGGCGAUGGAGUUAUGGAAAGGACUGUGCUCAGAUCAUCACAUGAUCCAGACUACAGAUCUUUGAACUUGAAAAUCAGCAUUCUAGACUUGAACAGCUAUAGAUUUGUUUUCAGUACAUGCUCAUUUGGAAGGAAGGAGGAAUAUGAAUCAUUAAUUUGGUCCUUUGGAGUGCCUCUCCUCCUUAGAUGACCGACAUCAUCAUCACAAACCAUUUCAUUUAGUUAUGUUUUGAUUAGCAUCACCAUUGUUGUAAAAGUACUCUUUUUUUCCCCCAUUUGUCCUCUUUCCAUCUAUUGAGAAAGUAGGUUCUCCAUUUCCUAAACUCCUAUUGUUUG
This is a messenger RNA of Zingiber officinale, 1205 nucleotides long. Its product is annotated as 3-deoxy-manno-octulosonate cytidylyltransferase, mitochondrial-like. Bases 71 to 934 code for a protein of 287 amino acids. Gene Ontology annotation, cellular component: cytosol. Gene Ontology annotation, molecular function: 3-deoxy-manno-octulosonate cytidylyltransferase activity. The record is from RefSeq and is a predicted model, not a curated record. The transcript is spliced from 8 exons. NCBI's taxonomy places the organism in Eukaryota, Viridiplantae, Streptophyta, Magnoliopsida, Zingiberales, Zingiberaceae.